AGUGUAAUUAUUUUUCCUUGCAUGUUUAAAAUAAAAUGUUCUGUUCGUAAUUAUUAACAUAUUAUUUUCUAUGAAAUAAUAAGUAGAUCGAUAGUUGGCAUUAUUUAAAGUUGUUACAGUAAUUAUCAAAAUGCAGUUAUAAUUUUAUCACGAUUAUUGCAUUAGCAGCACCUCUCGGGCACACUUCGUGCACGAGCAAGAUAGCUGGUCGCCGCUCAUAGCGCGAUAUGCACCAAACAAAAUUUCGAGAUCUGCGCAUGAUUGACAGGCGCGCGCAUCGAUUUUCCCGCCUGCCGAUCGAGACCUCGUACUUAGUGGCCAAGAUCACGGCCAUUGCCAUUGUCUUGUUCUAACCUCUCAACCUCUCGAUUUUACUACUGGAUUACGUUAAUAUGUACGCUCGUUUAUUAUUAUUACCGCAUUAUAAUGCAUUUUACAAUACACUUGCAAUAUGCUUGCAUUACUCGUUUUAUAUCUUGGUGACAUUGAUGGCGAUUGUGGAUGUUUACAAAUGAUCGUAUUGGCGACUUGGUGGCCAUCUUUGUUGGAAACCUUGAUUGAUUCUUGAUUCAUAAGAUGAAUAAGCGAUUCACGCCUAAAGCCAGAUGCACCGUGCGUAUUUAGCAUAAUAGACAAUCUGCGGAGAUUAUUCUAACCUAAAUAUUGUAGAAGUGAAUCGUAUUUAUUUUAUUUCAAUACUCUUGUAUUUCUGAUGAUUCAAUAAUAUUUAAGCAUGAGGCGAGUCGAUUUAAAAGUAGUUUUAUUGGGUGAUUCUGCUGUUGGAAAAACAAGCCUUGUCGAACGUUUCGUGAAUGACAGGUUUACCGAAGAAAUUCAUUAUCGAAGCACUUUAGGUGGUGUAUUUACAGCUAAGCAAAUGCAACAUGGUGGGCAUAAGAUCAUUAUGGGAAUAUGGGACACAGCAGGCGAAGAAAAAUAUGAUGCAAUGACUAGAUUAUAUUACCGUAAAGCGAACGCUGCCAUAGUGUGUCAUGACAUUACAAAAUUAGAUACAUUUAGAAGGGCAAGCUUCUGGAUAAGGGAGCUUAGAAAUAUUGAAGAGCAGUGUAAAAUAUACAUUUGUGGUACAAAAAAGGAUCUCCUAGAGCAACAUGCAGGUGCAUCCCCUGAUACAGAUGUUUUAAAAGUAUACGCAGCUAACAUACAGGCUAAGGUUUUCAUAACAUCUAGUAAAACUGGGGGAAAUGUUGUUACAUUGUUUGACGAAAUUGCGAAAGAUUUUAUAUCUUACCCAAAAAAUAUACCAGAUGUACAAGAAAUAAUCGAUGUAAGUAGUAAGAAGUCUAAAAGAACAUGUUGUUGAUUUACGUAACUUACAAUAUCAGUAUUCAAAAAUA
Molecule: messenger RNA, 1358 nt
Organism: Colletes gigas
Lineage: Eukaryota; Metazoa; Arthropoda; Insecta; Hymenoptera; Colletidae
Product: ras-related protein Rab-24-like
Exons: 4
Coding region: 734-1324 (196 amino acids)
Molecular function (GO): GTP binding; GTPase activity
Source: RefSeq, a predicted model, not a curated record